CGCCGGGGCGGAGCCGCCGUUCGCUGUCAAUCCCCGCAACCGACGGCCGCCUCUUCCCGCAGCCGCGAUGAGUCGCGAUUUCUCCCCACCCCGGGACCGCACCCUCGAUUCUCCGCCGGUUCCCGUUGAUGCGCGUUCGGCGGGGCGCAGCGCGGAGCGGACGGAGUUGGCGGCUCUGAACGAUCGUUUCGCCGCUUUCCUGGAGAGGGUGCGGGCGUUGGAGAGGCAGAACGGAGCCCUCCGCUCGGCCAUCGGCCGCGCCGCCGCCGCUCCCCGCGCUGCGGGGUUGGUGCGGGGAGAGCUGCGGGGGCUGCGGGAGCGGCUGCAGCGCCUCGGCCGGGAGAGGGAGCGGCUGCAGGGAGAGCGCGAUGGGCUCGCGGCGGAGCUGCAGGGGCUGCGGCGGCGGCUGGAGGAUGAGAUGCAGAAGCGUGAAGAUGCAGAGCAGAGCCUGGUG
Molecule: messenger RNA, 454 nt
Organism: Lagopus leucura (white-tailed ptarmigan)
Lineage: Eukaryota; Metazoa; Chordata; Aves; Galliformes; Phasianidae
Product: peripherin-like
Exons: 2
Cellular component (GO): plasma membrane; type III intermediate filament; axon
Source: RefSeq, a predicted model, not a curated record